AGUUUGAAGACAUCUACCGGUGUAACGUAGUGUUACUUGGGAUUACCAGUUACUGUGCAUCGAAAAGCUGUUACUGAAUUCUAUCCGAAAACUGAAGGAAGGUAAAAUAUUAAGAGCUGCAUGGUGACAUGGCAGCUAAAGUUUUAUCGGUGUGCUUGGUCGUGACCUGCCUCGUUGCCUUCGCGACUGCAGGUUUUGAAGAUCCACCUUUUGUAAAGCCUUCAAAUCAAAAUAACAGUUUGCUGUAUGUUAGCUAUACCAGCCAGCCAUUCAAAAUACAGACUAUGUCACUGGAAGAGAACGAACAGCCUCCGGUAAUUCUGGCGGAAGCCAGCAUCGAAGGCACGGACUCCAUGAGAACGGUUACGUACCUCAGUCCCACAAAUGGAGCGACACAGCUGGCCAUAAACAUUUCAAAUGCAAACAACGUAAUUUUAACGAAGGAACUGGAUUACGAGGACCCAGAAGGACCUUCCGAUCACACGUACAGGUUUUCUAUAUUCUUAAAAGAGAACAACAAAGAUUAUGCUCAAAUAAACCUUCAAGUUAUCAACGUUAAUGAUAAUCCACCAGUAAUCCGAUCAUUGAACUCAUCGUGCCGGAUACCGGAGAGCUGCAUUAAAGAUAAAUGCGAUGUCACAUGCCUCUUCAAACUGACAGAUGCAGAUGGUGAGCUGAAUACAGAAACUAUCACAGUUUACGAGGAUGGUGAAGUGUCUUCAUACUUUGAUGUACUGAGUAUCAGUCAUCCAGACACAUACACAUGGAUUUACCAGUUGGAAGUCAUUAAACCUCUGGACUACGAGUUGACUACCAUUCACUCCUUGGUGCUGGUCGCAAAUGACACGUUGUUUACAGAUACCCUUACAUAUCUCGUAUAUGUUGACAAUGUACGACAAAGAAAUCCAAAAUGGGUGACAAGUCCAGGGGUGUUCCAAGGAGAAGAAAAGACAGAGCAUACUGUUGCAUUUAAAGCAAUAGAUGGGGACACUGGAUUGAAUGAUGAAAUAGCAUACGGCCUAAAUGAAGAAGAACAGUACUUUAGCAUCGACAAAAGCACCGGCCUGCUGACAAUUCACUACAUUGAUAGGGACAUUCUGGCCAGCGACUACUUCAGCUUCAGUGUGUUGGCCUACAAGAAAGAGUUCCCAGAAUACAACGUAAGUCUCACCAUGACCGUUAUGGUACUGGACAUUGAUGACCACACACCGAACUUCACCAUCGGUGCCGACGAGGAGAAACGCUUGGAGAUCUACAUUGACGAGAGAAGCACGACACUUCAGCUGAAUGACACCAUCACCGUGAGGGAUCCAGAUCUUGGUCUGAAUGGAACGUUCAGCCUCACCCUCGAAAACGACCCGGACAACAGCAGCGCCGUGGGGUGGAGCCACAACUUCCUCAUCGUCCCCACGAGCGGCUACCAGACGGUCGAGCUCACGCUGGCCAUCAGGAACGGCACGAAACUGGACUACGAAGAUCCUGACUGGAGGGACAUGUUCAUGCAGAUAGUAGCAACUGAAAGUUUUGAUCCAACCCACGUAAACCACACCAGAGUGAUCAUACAUCUGAACGACAUCAACGACGAAUACCCGGUGUUUGAUAAAAACGAGUACAACACGACGUUGAGGGAAGAUGCAGAAGUUGGGGAUUUUGUCAUCACUUGUCACGCUACCGAUGCGGACUUCAACUAUACGGAUCCUGUGACGCACACGCUCCUGCCACUGUCGCAGAAGGCGCUGGCGAUAGACCCCGUGUCCGGGAACGUCACCGUCGCGAUGGAGAACCCCUACAACUACCAGCAGCAGCAGGAGGUGUUCUUGCAGGUGCUGGCGGCGGACUCCAACACGCCCGAGCCGCACCGCACCUACGCCCAGCUCACCAUCCACAUCGAAGACGUGAACAACGAGCCCCCCGUCAUAUCCCUGCCUGACGACGGCAGCCAGCCGCAGGUGGCGGAGAACGCCACCAGCAACACGACCGUGGUGACCUUGACCGCCACCGACCCGGACACCGGCGCCGAGCUCUUCUUCAGCAUCGACUGGGACAAGACAUAUGCGUCAAAGCUGGGCGUGGCUCUCAGAGGCGAUGAUUCCAAGUAUUACGAGGACUGCUUCUACAUCGACACUGUGUCGAACGACGCGUCUCAGCGAAACGUGAGUGGCAUCGUGCGUGUCAAGGAGCGCCACAUCUUCCCCUCCAAGAACAUGGACUGGGGCAAGUUUGACACCGUGUUCCUGAGUGUCAAAGUCACCGAUAACACCACGGAGUUCAAGUUCCUGCAGAAUCAGAACAGAUCAACACUGCUGACCGUGGUGAUACUCGAUGUGAACGACAAUCCUCCAAUAUUCGAGCAGGAAGAGUACAGUGCAAGUGUAGCUGAAAAUACGGAUCCAGACACGCUCAUUACAUCUGUUACUGCAACAGAUGCAGAUGGCCCAGGCAAUAAUGACGUUACGUACAGCCUUGAGCUUGUUUCUACAUCCUUGAAUAAGACUGCUACAGAACAGCCAGAAUUUGUGAAGAUUGACAAAACCAGUGGCAAAAUAUACACGGGAGAUUUCAAUAUUGACUGCGAAGUUUACCAGUAUUUCAUAUACAAUGUCACUGCCACAGACAACGUUUUUGUCACCGUUGUAAUGAUGAACCUAACUGUCAUAGACAAGAAUGACAACUUUCCACUCAUCAACAAUUCACUUCCCGACGUGCACAUCAAGGAGCUGUCUCCCAAUGGAACGGAUGUGGUUCUUGUGGAAAGCCACGAUAUUGACUUCAGUGUUCCGUUCCACACGUGCUACUACUUGAUAGAGUAUACGGCCGACGCAACGGGGCAAGUGCGCAAGUUCUUCAGCGUAGACAUCAACACCGGCCAACUGAUCGUGAAUCUGGACGGCGGGGAGCCGCUAAACCUGGUGAAGACGAAGACACUGAGCUACCUCAUACCACUGAUGGUGCGGGACAACUUCGCGGAUAGGCAGACUGACCCCACAAUCAGCAACUCUGUCCGCUCCAUGAUCACCGUGCACAUUGACGAUGUGAACAACAAUGCCCCAACGUUUGCUGAACUGCCGGAGGGCCAGGCUUACCUCUUCAGCUGCACAACUCAUGAUAUUCAGGGAAAAAAUGUGCUGGAUGAUUUAAAAGCACCAGAUUUGGAUGAGCCUGGUCCAAACUCUUGGGUGAAGUACAGGAUACUGAACAUCAGCGUAAUCAGUGGCAAGCAAAGCACGGCUCCUCAAGACUUGUUCAGUAUACACAACAAUGAUGACAACAAGACUGCUACUAUUACCAUUGGGAGGAACCUUUCGAAUUGGUGGGGCACCUACAGCAUAACUUUCUAUGCACAAGAUGAAGGCGAACCACCUCUUAACGACACCAAGAGCUACCCUGUUCGCAUUGAAGGUUUAAAUGAUCACGAUCCUGUUUUCACCUACCCUGAUGCUAGUAUGAAAUAUGUGAAGUUGAAGAGAGAGCAGCAAAAACCUGACUCGUGUGCCAUUAUGAGUGAUGGAAAGUGCUUUCCUUACAUUACGGCCACAGACGAGGAUGAAGGUGAUAACGGACGUGUGAGUUUCGAAGUGCUUGGAGAUGACAACGCAUUGAAGUACUUGAAGAUGUCACCUGAUAGUGAUGAUAAUUCUGCUACGCUCUUGAUGGCAUUACCGUUUGAUAGUGAAUCACCUUCAGUUUUCACGCUCCAACUAGAAGCCUACGACCACGGCCAAACCCCGCGACGCACGGAAACGGAGCUAAGGAUUCUAGUGGUGUCUCAGGAGGCCAGAGAGCCGGUGUAUUCUGAUCCAGUAAUGAAGGCUCAAUUCACAGAAAAUAUCACCGGCAUGUCAGAAUUUGUACUCCUGACUCCACCUAUUGACCCAGACUACAACUUGUCAAUGACGCUUUACAACAUGUCAGAUCCUAUUUACUAUUAUUUGUUGAACAGCACAUGGGAUGGAAUGGAGCAUUUUCAAGUUGACAGUGAGACCGGAAACCUUACUCUGAAGUACAUGCUCGACAGAGAGAAGAUAGACAACUACACGCUGUACAUCCUUGUCAGCAAGUACUCCACCCAGCCAGUGACGAUUCAGUCGCAGAAGAGUGUGCUGCGGGUUGACAUAAAGGUGCUGGAUGUAUACGACACACCACCUGUAUUCCCAGUAUCGAUAUACACAGGAGGUAUCAAAAAUGGCGACUUGAGGGGGAAGAUUGUCUUCACUGUGACGGCCACUGAUGAAGAUCUAAAUGACACUACAUCUUUCAGCAUUGAAAAUUCUGUUGCAUCAAAUGAUCAGUUGAGAAGUGUGAUGAGCGACAACCCGUUCACAGUGGACAGAUAUUCUGGAGUGGUGACGCUGACUGUUGAUAUGGUUUAUUCCAGCAUACAAGGAUUUUUCAAGUUCGAUAUUAGGGGAACAGACCUUGGCAACAACUCUAAUGUUGUACCAGGAAAAAUAUACAUUGUGUCCGACGCCAAUCUUAUUACCUUCCAGUUCAACAAUCCAAUUACAGAGGUACAGCAGAAGAAAGAUGAUGUGGUGAAUGUUUUCACAAAAGUUUUUGGGUGGCAAUGUUCGAUUGAUGAUAUGAGUGAAGGCAAAGCUGCCGCCGAGACUAGCAGCAGCUACACAAACGUCAGAACACACUUUGUCGACUUGGAUAAAGACUUGCCCAUUGAAGCAACGCAGAUCAAAAUCCAGCUGAAUGUGCGGUCAGUGAUAAGCACGCUGCACAAUGACUUCCUCACCUACAGCCUGGAGUUCAACUCGUUUGAAGACACUGCCAAGUCAGUAGCCUCGGGCAACAUGGAGCAAGUGCUGCAGAUUGUUCUUAUAGUGGUUUCCGUGGUGCUAGGGACCAUGGUGGUCGUACUGUUUGUGGCGUUCUUCUACAGGACACGAUACCUAACUCGUCGCCUUGAAGCACUUUCAGAGACAAAGUUCGGAUCCAAGGACUCAGGCCUGAAUCGUAUAGGCAUGGCAAUGCCAGGUACUAACCAGCAUGCUGUGGAUGGUUCAAAUCCUGUGUGGAGGAAUGAAGAAAUCACUGCCAAUAACCUUGACACAGCCAGUAUUGGCAGUGGAGAUUCAGAUCUCAUAGGCAUAGAAGACAAUCCCCAGUUCAACCCUCACGCACUAGCUGGCCAGGACAGGCGGGCAAGCUUCAUGCCGGGAAUGGACGAGAGGAGGAACAGCUUCAACCACCUGUAUUCCGCAGACCCGACGACGAAGCAGAACGAAGACAGCGACAGUGGCAUACACGACCACAACAACACGAAUUUCGCCAGCAACAAAAGCAUUCCUACCACGGAGCUGUGACGUGUUAAGACACUGUUCGCAAAAGAGACGAGGCGGUGAACGUGAGGUUAUCGUGAACUCGUGCCGUCACAUCAUUGGACAUUUCUUAACACUUAUUGGUAUGGUCGCGUAAUUGUAAGCGACUUGUUCAGAGUGGUACCAGAUAUAAUAUGAUUGAAAAUGUACAGUUAAAAUAUAUUAUUUUCAUUACAUCUGUAUUUAUUGUAAACCAAAAUACUGUAUAGUCAGAUGAAUAUUAUUAUUGGUUUUGGUACAAGGGAUACAAUGCAUUCAGUUUUUUUAAUAAUGCAAUUAAAUUAAAAAUCUUUUUACUAUCAGUUUCAAAUAUAUAGUAAUGCAGUUCGGAAAUAAACAUAAAAGGUUUGAGUGAAUGUGUUAUUUUAAUACAAAUUACUAGUUGAUAUGUGGAGGUGUACAUAGCUGUGUAAAACAUUAUCCGUCCAUAUUAAUAAAAAAUGUUAAUACUUUCUUAUUUCUAGCCAGUGGUUUGUUAUUGUUUCAAUGAUGUAAUACUUAUUGGUGAGACAAAAACAGGAAUUACAUUAGUGUAAAUUUUUAUACAUAAGAAAGAGAAUCUCAUGUAGACUAAGAAAUACAUCCUAAAUAAAGUUUGAUUGCCACACUGAGAAGAGAGAAGCAUUGUGGAAUCGGUGGAUCGAAAUACUCAUGUUUCUAGUUCUAUGCUUUGAUCUGAAAUAGAAGCUGCAAUGGGUAAGUACGUCAGCACUGAUACAGUAAGGCGGGUGAUACAUAGAGCUGGCUUAGCGGGAUGUAAAAGCCUGAAGAAGUCCUUUUUAAACGAAGAAAAGGUGAAAAAAAAUAGAGGCUUACUUUUGUACAAAAGUACGUUAACAAGAUCCCAAAGUUUUGGAGGUGAGUGAAUGAACAGAAACAUGCACACUUGUUACCUCAAAAUUUUAUUACUAAAUGUUUUCUCACACAGCAAAAUACUGUGCCAUCAAGCACUGAAUGCUUUAACUAUUUGCUAUCUUGUUUCUGUAUGUUACCUACAUUAUUAUUACUUUAUCUACAUUUACAAGGUAUUAACUAAACAAUUUUAAAUACUAGUGUUUCAUAUUUUUUUUAAAGAUCCACAAAAAGUGGAAUCCACACUAUGUGAAGUUCUUGAGAGAAAAUUAAACAAUUUUA
Messenger RNA from Bacillus rossius redtenbacheri, 6461 nucleotides. Its product is annotated as cadherin-23-like. The record is from RefSeq and is a predicted model, not a curated record. Gene Ontology annotation, cellular component: plasma membrane; catenin complex. Gene Ontology annotation, biological process: homophilic cell-cell adhesion. The transcript is spliced from 33 exons. Bases 129 to 5312 code for a protein of 1727 amino acids. Lineage: Eukaryota; Metazoa; Arthropoda; Insecta; Phasmatodea; Bacillidae. Gene Ontology annotation, molecular function: cadherin binding; calcium ion binding.